Pimephales promelas (fathead minnow) is the source of this 1522-nucleotide messenger RNA. RefSeq names its product proteasome (prosome, macropain) assembly chaperone 2 (gene psmg2). The record is from RefSeq and is a predicted model, not a curated record. Gene Ontology annotation, cellular component: cytosol; nucleus. NCBI's taxonomy places the organism in Eukaryota, Metazoa, Chordata, Actinopteri, Cypriniformes, Leuciscidae. Gene Ontology annotation, biological process: proteasome assembly.
AUGUUUAUUUCGGCGGGAGAUGUAGUUCCAUCUUUUAAAGGCUUUACGUUGAUAAUGCCUGCAGUAUCUGUUGGAAACGUGGGACAGCUCGCCGUGGAUCUCCUCAUCUCUACGUUAAAUAUGCCCAGAGUGGGAUACUUCCACACGGACUGUCUGAUUCCCAUGGUUGGAAACAACCCGUAUGUCACAUCCACUGAGGAUGCUGCCCGGCUCAGCAUCAGCGCAGAGGUUUACUCUCACAGUGACUUAAAGCUGGCUGUCCUGCAGAUAAGAACACCCAUCAUCCAGACAAAGGUCAGAUCAUUCCGAAAGCUGAUAGUUUCCUGGAUCAAGAGUAGUGGAUUCCUCAGAAGUGUGCUGCUGUCCAGCAGUUACGCUUAUCAGAGAGACGACCAACAGCUUCAUGGCACUCCUCUGCGGUACCUGCUGAGCCCGUCUCUGCUGAAGGAGGAGGGCCCGCGGGUGGAGGAGCUGGGCUGGAGGGAGAUGGAGAGAAUCAGUGUGUUCCCUGAGAUCUCCGACUCAGAGCAGCGGCUCUACAUUCCUGGAGGAGGAGUGACCAAAGCCCUUUACACAGACUGCUGCGCAGAGGACAUCCCUAUGGCAGUAGUUCUGAUCUUCUGCUCAGAGGGGGACAACAUCCCGGAUGCUUUUGCUCUCAUCAACCAUCUUAAUGACUGGCUCCAUCUGCUGGAAAAACCUACGCAGGGCUCAGUGCAGUGGCGGGUUCCUCCCUCAUGGAAGCUGCUGUUCGGCAGCGGGAUCCCGCCUCUUCUCUUCUGAAGCGUGGCUGAAACAUCACGCUUGCGCCUGGACAUGCUUUAUCAACUCUGCUGAAAUGGAGGUGUUUAUAACAUGGAUAACAACUGUCAACGUGCACAAAGCGUUCAAUACACAUUUUGCUUGUAAAUAAGUGAAAUAGAACACAAAUAAAAAGCCGUAACAUUAUUUUUGCCAAAUUGUGUGUCCCGUGCUGUUUUUUCUCUUUCUUAUAUUGCUAGUCACACUGAUACUUUUUCAUCUCCCCACCCAUCAGUUGAUGACAGAAUAGGUUUGGCUCUCUUCCACGAGUUUCCCAGCAGUGUUGCAGUUCUUGUAAUGUGACGCAGCUGUGAGCAGUUAUGUGUGACAUUCUGGGAAGAAAGUGAAAACAUUUAAAAGCCCCAAUGCUUUCAUUGUUGAUGUACCAAGAAUUACCAUGCUAAAAGUGUCAGGUCAUGUCCCAUUCAUUGCUGUCUUAGUGACACUUCGGAUGAGUUGAGUCCCUCUGUUUUCUUUUUCUUUCUUUUUUAUUUUUUUCUUUUAGUGUUUUGAGCUCCUUCAGUCUAUUUGUUCUCCCUUGUCAUGCGAACAGUGUAGAGAGGAUGUCUUUUUGGAUGAUGUGCAGGAGGUGUGAAUCUUGGUUUGUAAUACAAUUAGAAUUAUAUUGUACAUUUUGAGAAUGUCAUGUGUUUUUUCUUUGUUAAAUUUCUUUAUUGUAAUAAGAAAAAGUUCAAUAAAAAAUAGAGCACAGUGAUGGAAA